AAACGGCAGACGGGUAGCGAGCGGGUGGCGCAUUUAAAUAUUGCGCAAGUUUGGAAUCUGAUUCUGAACAGCGAUGUUUAUUACAGGCACUGCCUACAGUGCUGACCACUGAGGUUAUAAACUGUCUGCAAUAUGAUCUGUGUCCUGUUUUUCCUCUCCGGAAUAAAUCUAGCAAUGGCGAUGUUUCCGUUUGAUGAGAUUAGGCUAAAUACCCAAUACACUGAUGUCCGAAUUAAGGUCAGCAGAGGUGAUGACAGGAUAACAAGAUCUACCGGUCAAGCAAACUCUCUAUCGGUGUCCUUCAACAUUAGCGAUACACUACUAGACUUUCAUCUGACCAGGAACGACGAAAUUCGUACUAAUGUGCCUAUAUACACAGCUGAUGAUAAAGGAAACAUAAAAACACAGAGGAUUUCAGAACUAGAGGAGGUCACCUAUUAUCAAGAUAUCCGAAAUGGAGCCUCUUUUAUGAUGAGACCCAGCCAUUCAUCAUGCAUGACAGGAGUAUUUCUGCAUGGAAGAACAGAAUAUAUAAUGGAACCGAAAACAGACUGCACAUCUGUCCUAGAUAGUAAGAUGGAGUACAGAAUUACUCAAUUUAACAGAACAAGUCGGCCAAACAUGGACGCGCUAAAAUCUGGUUUACAUCGGGGUGGACCGUCUCAUAAAUCAAAGAACAGGGUUCUAAGACAAAGGCGGCAAGUCUCGGAUUACAAAAUAGAGACUCUCCUCGUUGUUGACUAUGCCAUUUAUAACUAUUGGUAUUCACAAAGCAAAGCAUCUACUACUGUCGGCAAGGACGAAGAGGCCAAAGCUAGCAUACGACAGUUCUACGCCUUCAUAAUCAAUGGGAUGGAUGUUCGCUACAAAAAUAUCCAGACUUCUGCUUAUAAAAUUUCAAUUUUAUUUUCUGGAAUUUACAUUGCCGACACUCCAUCCAAGUCACAAUUUACAGAAAACAAUAAAGUCACCACGGUCUCUGGUACUCAAGUAGAUUCCCACACUGCUUUAGAGGCCGUGACGUCAUGGAUACAGAGCACGCCGGGAUUACCACAACACGACCACGCCAUGAUGUUUACAAGAUACGAUUUUACAAAAGACGGAUCUUCAGACAAUGCAGGCCUUGCGUGGUUGAGUGCCGUGUGCACAGACCAGUCCGUGUCUGUGGUUGAGGAUCACUUUGAUUUCAUAGUACUCACAGUAGCAGCUCACGAGUUAGGACACGGAUUGAGUGCGGAACAUGAUGGGACCGUAAACAGUUGCAGUAGCAGCGACAAUUACAUCAUGGCAGCCAGUUCUGUGCCAGCGGAUAACCAAAAUCCCUGGAAAUUCUCCACUUGUUCAACCACCUAUUUCACAACAUACAUCGACAGACUUAAUAGGGAAAAUAAUAAUUGCAUGACUGUGCUGAGUCCCGAUAACAACCCUGACGCCCUGAAGCAAUACACUGCACUUCCGGGAGAAAUCUAUGACGCAGACGCACAGUGUCAACACAUUGUAGGACCGGGGUCUUCACUUUGUAAGAACCCAUACAAUCAAAACUUUACGUCCAUCUGUACAAAACUAUGGUGCAAAAAGACUGAUGGAAGUAAUGCAUGUGUCUCGGCCGUGGGUGGGGACGGUAUGCAAUGUGGAAAUAAAAAGUGGUGUAUUUCUGGUGUCUGUACCUAUGACGAGUGUGCACCUCCUGGAGACGAAUCUUGUUUAUAUGGUGAUAGAGAAGGCGUGGUAAUCACCUACAAUGAUCCAGAGGGGCGUCACGAGAUCAGCUGUUCCUUCAACGACAUAAAGAAAUAUCCGUUCCUCUGCCAUUCCAUCCAAAGUCAAUGUUGUCGACAGUGUCAAAACUUCUUCACUGGAAUAACAGGCUGUGAAUAUGGAGAUAAGACAACGGGAUGCUCCACUUUGCAUUGUCCCAAUAAUCCAAAUGUUUGCUGUGGUACCUGCUACUCCGGUCCCGCGAUAACCACACCGGCACAAGAACCGACGACACCCACGUACCAAAGUCCCUGUAGGACAAAAACCGCAUCUACAGCCACAACAACACAGUCAACAACACAAUCAACAACACAGUCAACAACACAAUCAACAACGACAGGCACAGCACCAUUGACAUCAAACCAAGUGUUAUCUACAACAGCAAAGUUAACACCAGAUCCCUCCUACCUGUUCACCUUCACGAUAACGCUGUUGAUUGACAUUCCAGACGAUUUGUCAGUCAGUGCUUUAAGGACUGCCGUUAUUUCCAAGUUACAGGCAGCGCUGAGUUUAUUAUACAGCAGUAAACUGGGUGUCCAAUACAUAAGCUGCGUUGUCAGAACUGUGAGCAAAGGAAGUUUGAUCGUUGGUUAUGAUGUACAAACAACAAUGACUUCUCAAGCGACAGCUGACAUCACCUCCCUCUCCAAGGAUUUUAUAUCAGGAAGAUCUACAGUGACGUAUGACGGACAGGAAGUGACAGUGUCGUCUGUAUCUCUUACAGACACGUCAGGAAAGUUUCUUUCCAUUAGCCAGAGUACAACAAACUGUGAAAUUCAGAAUGCAGUCAGCCCCUGCCCUGCCGAUUACACGUGUGAGGACUCGGGCAGUGGACCAGUGUGCACGGAAAAUCCUACGGAAAAUUUCCUAGAGAAAUACCGGAAUUACAUCAUCUAUGCUGGCGCAGGCGCGUUAGUUUUGAUUCUGUUAUUUGUGACGUGCAUUUGCUGCCUUCAUAAGAAAAGAAACCGGAGACGUUCCAGCGUGAAGAGAAGCCCCCCGCUUCAUGGAGUCACAAAUCAGGCUAUGGAUGAAUUUUAUAAUGGGAAAAAGAGAAACCCCUACCACGGCGCCCGGUAUUGAGAAUCUUCAAGGUUAAUUGAGAAUCUUCAAGGUUAUGUAACUUAAGUGUUCAUCUACAAUUUACAUACGGUUAGUUGUGCCAAAUUUAUUACCAGAUUCAAUCAAAGUGUUAUUUUUGUACAAUUUUUUUAUGUGUGUACAUCGCUAAAAAAAAUAAAGGGUGAUUAAUGUUGAUACAAUCUUCACCGCAGUGUUUAGAACUUCUGCUUUACUGUAGCUCAUCUUGUGUAAUUCUAUCAAAUAAGGUGUUUAUUUAUCACUCCAUCAACUUAUACAGGUGUUCAUAAUACUCAGUAUUGUUAUAGUCAUAUUUCUGUGUGUGAUUUAAAACGUUAUUUAUAUUGACAGGAUGAAAUACACAUUGCAAAUGGCA
This is a messenger RNA of Ostrea edulis (European flat oyster), 3214 nucleotides long. RefSeq lists its product as uncharacterized. The record is from RefSeq and is a predicted model, not a curated record. Gene Ontology annotation, molecular function: metalloendopeptidase activity. Gene Ontology annotation, biological process: membrane protein ectodomain proteolysis; Notch signaling pathway. Bases 133 to 2841 code for a protein of 902 amino acids. The transcript is spliced from 21 exons. Gene Ontology annotation, cellular component: plasma membrane. Lineage: Eukaryota; Metazoa; Mollusca; Bivalvia; Ostreida; Ostreidae.